CACCCGCACUGGGCCCUCACGCCGCCGCCCGACACAACACUUCAAAGGUUUAGUUCCUCCCCCACCAUCGCCAGAGCUCAACACUCCCUGUGACUGACUCCCUGCACCUCUGUAAAUUUCGCAAUUCAGUGGAUUAUUAUUAUGUUUCCGAGAUAAUAAAUCUUUUAAAUAGAUCAUGUUGUACAUAUGUACAAAUUUUAUUUUUUGUAACUUUCCCUGUUGUUUUGCCGAGCCUGGACCUACUGCUCUCUAAUACACGGCAGCAUUUAAUCCCAGCAGACGAUUUUCUUCAUUUGGCUAUACUGGUCAAUUUUCAAAUGUAGGAAGCUCUUUCAGACCCGAAUAGGUUGGACAACUGACAACUCUUCAAGGAAACAGCAGAGAAUGAACUUCCUGCUUUUGUACAAAUUUAAAUUAGCAAUGCAAGAACUUAAACCCAGAAUUUAAUAUUACGUCUGAAUGUCAGGACUUAAUUGUUUGAAAAUGGAUAUACAGUGAACAGUUAAUUGGAAGUAUGUCUCCCCUGUACAACAAUUUGCAAAACAGAAACUGUUGGCAUGUACAUUAAUCAGAUGAUUAAACGGAAGUAUCAGUUUACUGAUUGGGUUAACUAGUGCUUUUGCUCCACCUCUAGUUAAUGCAAAUACAAUUUUACAUAUCACUUCAGGGCGGAGAUGUACUGAGUUUGCAACGAGAUGGAUUACAAAUAACCUAACUUGUACGCCAGGUAGAAUUUUCUGUCUUCAGCAGCAGAUCUGGAAUUUACUGUUAACAAGUCAAGAAGCUCCUGAAAUAGGCACCAAACAAUACAACUGGAGUACUUUAUGUGAGAGAACUUUAGGAUGUAUAAUUUGUUCACUGAAUUCUGACUGCUGUGUUUUUUUUAAAAAACUGCUUGACAAUAUAGUUUUAAUGAAUUCUAGUAAGAAAAUGGUUAAAGGUAGGGAUAACCCAACGUUCACACUUACUGAAGACCCAACGUUCACACUUACUGAAGAUCCAACUCGGCACCAAAAGUCAACAACUGACGCCGUAUCCAUUCAAGAAAGCGCAAAAUCAACUGAAGAAUUUGAGGAAGGACCAUGUGGCUGGGGAACAUUUACCUCAGGUUGCAUUCAACGAUGUAACAACCCAAAAGGAUAUUUAUUAUGUUACAGUCUGCUAGCUGUUGUUCAAGGUGCUCUGGUGAAUGGCCUAGUCAAUGUCAACCUCUCCACGAUCGAAAAGCGAUACAACUUGUCCAGCUUCUACGCAGGAUUGAUUUCUACUGGCUAUGAUAUCUCCUUCUGCGCCUUAUGUCUCUUUAUCUCUUAUUAUGGACAAAAGGGACACAAACCACGGUGGUUGGCCUUCUCAGCUUUUAUGCUUGGAUUGGGAUCUUUAGUGUUUAGUCUUCCGCAUUUCAGUAGUGGCCUCUAUAAUCAUGGUGCUCAAAUGAGAGAUACCUGUGGAUUUUCCAAUGGCAAUUCCACCGGAGAAGACUGCAAUUCCUCUAAAGCAUCCAAUUUUCUGUUUCUGUUUCUUCUGGGACAAUUGUUGCAUGGAGUUGGAGGAACCCCUUUGUACACACUGGGAACAGCUUACCUCGAUGACAGUGUUCCGAAUGAUAAAACUUCCCUUUAUAUCGGUAUUGGAAGUGGCAUGUCAGUUCUGGGCCCAGCCUUUGGAUAUACUUUAGGUGGUCAGAUGCUGGACAUCUAUAUUGAUUUCGAUCAUGUUUCCAAUGUUGAAUUAGAAUCAGAUGAUUCUCGAUGGCUUGGUGCUUGGUGGAUUGGGUUUAUUGCGUGUUGGAUACUUUCCUGGUGUAUGAUUAUACCUCUGACUUGCUUCCCAAAACAUCUACCAGGCACAGAAAAAGUACAACGUGAAAAGGUUUCUGAGGCCCACAGUAAUGUAGAUUCAUUAAUUUUAACAAGCGGACAUUUUGGAAAAGGUUUUAAGGACUUCAUCACGGUAUUGAGGAAAAUGUUGAACAAUUCGGUUUUCAUGUGCUUAGUUGUAGCAAGCUGCACUGAAGGUCUAGUGAUCACAGGCUUUGUGACAUUUUUACCAAAAUUCAUUGAAAAUCAGUUUAGCCAAACUGCUAGCCUAGCAGCAAUUGUUGGAGGAGCAACACUUAUUCCUGGAGCAUUUAUUGGUCAGAUUUCCAGUGGGAUCAUUAUAUCCAAGCUGAAAUUCCUUUGUGGAAGUAUGAUUAAGAUGGCUAUAGCCACAACUGUCAUAUCACUGCUCUUCGCAACUGUUUUCAUUUUUAGUUAUUGUGUAAAUAAUCCAUUUGCCGGAGUCAACCAGAACUAUUAUCCCAACAAGACGACAGGGCACAUUAAACUUGUGGCACCCUGUAAUGCUGACUGUCACUGUCACUAUGUCUUUAAUCCAAUCUGUGGUGUCGAUCACGUCCAAUAUUUUUCUGGAUGCUAUGCCGGUUGUAUGAAUACAACGAUAAAAGAUAAUCGUCAUAUUUAUGAGGGCUGUUCUUGUAUCCCCGAAAAUAACUUUGGUUUUGAUGCAAAUGGAGGGAAAUGUGAAACUGCAUGUAAUCACAUGCCCAUGUUUUUGGGAUUAUUUUUGUUCGCUGUUGUUUUUACAUUCAUGACAAGCACGGCAAUUACAACGGCAGUUCUCAGGUGUGUUCCAAGUAGCCAACGCUCAUUUUCAUUAGGAAUUAAUUGGGUCUUUGUACGGCUCCUAGGUGCCAUUCCAGGACCGAUUAUUUUUGGUACAGUGAUUGAUAAAUCCUGUGUCCUCUGGAAUGAAGAUGAUUGUGGCCAUCGGGGUGCAUGCUGGACCUAUGACAACCCAAAAAUGGCUCUCUUAUUCAUAGCAAUUGGUACAACUUGCAAAGUGAUCACCAUUAUCGCACUUGUUGCAGCUCAUUUCCUAUAUAAACCUCCAACAGGAGUUACAACUAUUUCACAUGUGUCUCAUAACAGGCUGAACGCAAGAUGAGGAUUUGAGGACGACCAAAAUAUUGCUUUGAUUGAUAAUGAAUUGUGAUGACUGAACAAAUAAGUCUGUGCAACAAUGAAUAUAAAACAACUUUGUAUGAGAAACUAAAUGACUUUGUAUAUUUAAAAUAUAUAACAAAUUUCCACAUUUAAUGCCCUGCACAGGAAAAUGUAUCUUUACCACAAGCAAAUAUAUUGAUUUAUGAUGUUCCUUGGAUCAAUUAUUUACAACUGAUUGAGAGCCAAGGUUUAUUAAAUCUUGUUGACAUUGUAUUUUUUUGGUUAAACACAAAAACUGCAUGUAAAAAAAAGUCUGCAUUUUGCGUUAUAGAAUAGAAAAGCAUGGGGAAUACUGAUAUUGUGCUAUCGGUAAGCUUGGAGAAGUCCUAUUGAUGGUUUUUGUAGAAUGGGUGACAUAUAGCCUCUGCCAAAAAUAACAUUUAAAAAAUAUCUCCAUAUGGAAUAAUCAUGAGUCCUUCAACAACAUAAAAGUACAACACUAUAGAACGAAUUUACAUUGCAUUUUAAUGCUUACAUCGUCUCCGUGUAUCAGCAUGACUUCACAUCAUCUUUGACUUGACUUCUGCAGGAAAAUGCAAAAUUUGAAAGCAAUUUAAUUAAUUGUUUCCAACAUCCCACACAUUUAAUAACACAGGUUUAAUUACCACUUCUUGGAUUACUUUACCUAAUACUCUCCUGUACAAUUUUUAACCUUUGCUGUGCUUUGUGCUAUACGCCAUGAACUUGUACGCAAGCAGACCAAAGAAUUUCUGAAUUUCAGAAUCUCAAGCUGUGUUCAAUUGAUUUUAUGAAUAGUAUCAAACCCGAUGAGUUGGAUGUGGGAGAAUGCAAGAAAAAUUGCCCCAACCGUUGCAUUGUCUUCAUGACAAGUGCGCAUGUAUGUGUGUUUUUAAGAGGUUCUCCCAACUCUGUGGUAUCCUCACACAUGGGAAAGAGGUGUUUGGUAAGGUACUGCAGAGCUAUCACUGGUUCUCUAGUGAUACAUGGGCAUAAGGUAAUUGUUUUCCUCAAAAAGACGAAAGAAAGAACAGAAAACAAAUAAAUACAUUUAUUAGAUCCUGCUACAAGCUCAGUAAUAUAGAAAGUGAAUUAAUCAAUGGAAUGUUGUUUUGUAGGUUUAAUUUGCCCAUCCUGUUGAGCAUUUGAGCUCAGGCAUGUUUCUCAUGCAGAGACAUCAGUCAUACAAUCCUAACCUUGGCAGAAGACAGAAACUGGACAAAAUAAUUGUUGCUUAUCUCCCAUAAAUCUACAAUGAACUAAAUAAAAGUUGUACGAGUGAAAAGUCUAGGAGCACAUUAGUGUCCUGUCCUCUCCGUUACAGUCGAUUAAGAUUGAAAGGAAGUACAUCCAAAAUUCCAUCAUUCUUCGCCAUGAGGAACUGACUUUAAUUGAGAUGGCCAACUUUACCCUUCUAUGGAAUGUUACCAAGUCCAAAGCCAACCUGUAAGAGAAGGUACACUUGUGCCACAUGAGUUCGCUUUUAUGAAACUAUCAAAUUAAGUAAAUCAAACUAGCAGACAUUUAAUAGUGAAAUUAGGUCUGUACUUUUAAUUGCCUAAAUGCCGGUGUUAAACCUCCACAACAUAUUGGGGGAAAAUUUUAACUUUUGUAGCUAAAGCUGCUAAGCAUGAAGCCUCAGCAUGAGAGUGCCUACUGUACUCACCGCACACAUUUUAUUCAUUUACUUCAAUCUAACCAAAUGUGCAGAGAAUAGAACACAACCAGCAGUUGAUAGUCUACAGCAUUUAGCUCAGGACACCAAAUAUGUAUUCAGUUCAUAUGUGGAAAAGCCUUUGGUCGUUAGCAUGGAGCAUUCUUGGUCAUCGAAUGCUGUUAUACAUGAAUAUAUUGAGGAAGCACUUUGCAAAACUGUUCCAUUGGAGUUAUCACUAAUCAUUUGUGUUUUCUUUUCCAUGUAUUCAUAAAUUGAAAAUAGAACGCAUGCACAAGUCUGUAAAUAUACAAAAUGAAAGAGUUUGACCUAUUCAGAAAUUAUAUUUUGUUGAGUGCUUUAAGAAACAAAUGUCUAAUUUUUUUGUUAUUUGAUCAUUAAAAAUUAAGAUUUACUGAAUUUAUUGGACAAUUUCCAACCUUUAAUCUGUCAUUUCUUCAUUUCUCCACUGAACAUCAAGCAAAACUCUGGAAUAUUUAUCCAACCCCAUCAUUUAACUGAUUGAUUGUGUUCUAUUUUUUUUUUUUACACACCAUAGCUGAGAAACCACGGAGACGUAUCACUACAACCAACCAUGUUCUGAAUCCUGGAACAAAAGCUAUUCUCAAUUGCUGAAAACUUCUUUAAAUCUAAAUAAGCAUAAAACAUUUAAUGUUACUGUGGAUCUACAGAUACUGCACAACAUGUAUAGCAUUUAAAUUACAUUCAUCAUGCUCUCACUUUAAGCUUCUCAAGCUGUUAUUCUGCCCAACAAAGAUUUGUACACCUGGAAGUUGAAUAUAUUAAACUAUCGUAAACAUAUUAAACUAUUCCUUUGCUCCAUAGAUGCUGCCUCACCUGCUGAGUGUCUCCAGCAUUUUUGUCUACCUUUGAUUUUUCCAGCAUCUGCAGUUCUUUCGUAAACUAUCAUAAGGUCUUUUUUAACAAAUAUGUUAAACUGCAACAGUUAACUAUAGAACUAAUGGCCAGGCUUUUUCCCAGGCAGAGCACAAAGUGCUGGAAUUAAUCUGGGUCAAAUAGCAUUGCUAGAGGGCAUGGAAAGACAACAAUUUGGGUUGGGACCCUUUAUUUUAUCCAAGGUGACUACUUCAGUGUGAGAUCAGACACAAACUCGGCAUAAACACAGGAAAAAGUGCACCAUCUCAAACUAUUCAGACCCACCUGUGGUAAAAUUUGUAGGAUCCCACACUUGCUUCAUCAACCAGGUCAGAAGCUGCAUUGACCUCAGCAAUCAAACUUAGGAAUACAUAUGUUUGGAGGCCAAGCUCCAAGUUAAGGUUGACUUGAUUGCUGAAAUAUACAAAAUGUACAAAGAAGAGGUACUCUAGUAACCUGUCCCUGUAGUGCAAUAUCCCUGUUCCCGAGGGAUGGCUUAAUGAGAAAAAAAAAAAAUCAGACUUGGUCCUCGUCUCUCACCCAUGAAAAAUGUACAUGCGAUGAGCUGACAAAAAUAGCAAUG
Messenger RNA from Leucoraja erinaceus (little skate), 6100 nucleotides. Its product is annotated as solute carrier organic anion transporter family member 4C1-like. The transcript has 13 exons. Gene Ontology annotation, cellular component: membrane. Gene Ontology annotation, molecular function: protein binding. The record is from RefSeq and is a predicted model, not a curated record. Lineage: Eukaryota; Metazoa; Chordata; Chondrichthyes; Rajiformes; Rajidae. Gene Ontology annotation, biological process: sodium-independent organic anion transport; transmembrane transport. Bases 913 to 2949 code for a protein of 678 amino acids.